This is a messenger RNA of Colletotrichum acutatum, 1547 nucleotides long. Its product is annotated as domain found in IF2B/IF5-domain-containing protein. Gene Ontology annotation, molecular function: translation initiation factor binding; translation initiation factor activity; mRNA binding. Gene Ontology annotation, biological process: translational initiation; formation of translation preinitiation complex; formation of cytoplasmic translation initiation complex. Bases 347 to 1306 code for a protein of 319 amino acids. Gene Ontology annotation, cellular component: eukaryotic translation initiation factor 2 complex. The transcript has 5 exons. The record is from RefSeq and is a predicted model, not a curated record. Lineage: Eukaryota; Fungi; Ascomycota; Sordariomycetes; Glomerellales; Glomerellaceae.
ACCUGUCGGGCGCGCAGCCGCUACCUUACAGUGGGCAAAGAUAGUCGUCUUCCACCACCCUCACGUCACACCCCCUCAAGAAAAUCUCCCAACUGCUGCAGCCAAUUCUCAACUCUGCUCUCACAAAUUCGCAUCACCGAACCAUUUUGUGACGGACCACAGACAGCCUCCUUCCGCCAUCUCACAGACCGGUCGUUUGGGAUUUCUGCACCAUAUCGCGCUGACAGUAGACUCGUUCACUCGCACCGUGGACCAGCGCAGAUUAAUACCAACCCAAAGGAAUUCGCCAGGCGCCGCCCCAGGAUACCUAACCGAGACUCGGUUCAGUGAGACACAGGCCGCAAUCAUGGAUGUCGAAGAUACCACUCCCGCCCCCGAACGCAAACAGCGCAAAUCCGUCGCCUUCACAGACGAGCAAGUAGUAGUCGACGCCGACGGCUCAGUCACAAUGGUCAACGCCACCGAGGAACCCAAGGAGACAGCCCAGUCGCACACGCCCCCUGGAGCCGAAGAUGCGACGGCCCCUGUCCCCGAUGUUGCUGAAGAUGGCGGCCUCGACCUGUCAAUGAAGAAAAAGAAGAAGAAGAAGGUUCUCAAGGAAGGUGACGAGGCCGAAGAGGCUGCCGCUGGCGAGGACGGCGGUCUUGACCUGUCGAUGAAGAAAAAGAAGAAGAAGAAGGUUGUCAAGGACGGCGACGACGAGUUCACCGCGAAGCUCAAGGCACUUGAGCUCGAGGGCAAGGAGGAGGACGCCGAGGCCGAGGGUGCCGCCGACGAUGGCGAUAUGGACCAAGGUACCGGUAUCUGGCAGCACGACGAGACCAAGGCCCUCAGCUACAGCCUGCUCCUGAACCGCUUUUUCCACCAGCUGUCUCAGAAGAACCCCGACCACGCCCUGAGCGGCUCCAAGAGCUACAAGAUCCCGCCCCCGCAGUGCAUGCGUGAAGGCAACAAGAAGACCAUUUUCGCCAACAUUGCCGAGAUUUGCAAGCGCAUGAAGAGAACCGAGGAGCACGUCACGGCCUACCUCUUCUCCGAAUUGGGUACCAGUGGUUCCGUCGACGGCAGUAGACGCCUUGUUAUCAAGGGUCGUUUCCAGCAGAAGCAGCUCGAGAACGUGUUGCGCAAGUACAUUAUCGAGUACGUCACCUGCAAGACCUGCAAGUCCGCCGACACCGAGCUGUCCAAGGGAGAGAACCGUCUGUACUUCAUCACUUGCAACUCUUGCGGUUCGAGACGUUCCGUCACCGCCAUCAAGACCGGUUUCUCCGCCCAGAUCGGAAAGAGAAGAAAGAUGCAGGGUUAAGCGACGACAACCAAAUGACGACCCCACGGACCAGAAACGAGAAAAGAGUUGGAGAGGUGUUUCUUCUACGCUAUUUACGUCCUUUAGCGUACUCUUGUCUUGUAGAUAUGACCUUCGCUGGCCCAGGCAGUGUGCACUGCGGCAUUCACGGCUGCGGCGCUCCGGGUGGCCAAUGGAUUGAUGGCACAAUAGAGAAAAUUGGCGUUUCCACCCUUAUAAAUUGGUACGGUAGUCGGGCAGU